AUGUAUCUCUUUGUAUGGACUUUGGUAACAGAAAUUCUUCUUCUCACAUUUAUGGCUUUUGACCGCUAUGCUGCUAUCUGCCACCCCUUGCAGUACACAAUUAUCAUGAGGAAAGAAGUGUGUAUUCUUGUAGCAAUUGGAAUUUGGGUUACUGGAAUGGUUAAUUCUGCAGUUCAUACUGGACUUCUAUUGCAAUUGUCUUUUUGCAGCUCCAAUGUCAUCAACCAUUUUUUCUGUGACUGGCCCCCAAUUAUAAAUCUCUCUUGUUCAGACACCAGCCUUAGUGAGACGAUGGCUUUUGCAGCUGAUCUGGUCUUUGGGAUCUGUAGCUGUGGGUUGACUCUAAUGUCAUAUUGGUUUAUCUUAAGAGCUAUCUUUCAAAUCCACUCCACUGAAGGGAAAAAGAAAGCUUUCUCAACAUGUUCCUCACAUCUCAUCAUUGUGAGUUUUUACUUCUCUGCUGUCAUCUACACGUACAUUAGGCCCACUUCAGUCUUCACUCUGGACAAAGACAAGAUGGUUUCUCUUCUCUAUACAGUGGUCCCCCCAGUUGUCAAUCCGUUCAUAUAUUCUUUGAGAAACAAAGAAGUUAAGGAGGCACUCAAGAAACUUACCUUGAGAGGUAGGCUUCCUUGA
Messenger RNA from Gekko japonicus, 636 nucleotides. RefSeq names its product olfactory receptor 13A1-like. Gene Ontology annotation, molecular function: olfactory receptor activity; G protein-coupled receptor activity. Gene Ontology annotation, biological process: G protein-coupled receptor signaling pathway. NCBI's taxonomy places the organism in Eukaryota, Metazoa, Chordata, Lepidosauria, Squamata, Gekkonidae. The record is from RefSeq and is a predicted model, not a curated record. Gene Ontology annotation, cellular component: membrane. The coding region runs from base 1 to 636 and encodes 211 amino acids. The transcript has a single exon.